GCGGAAGAGACGAAGGAGGAAGGAGACGCUCCACGUCACUGAGGUGUAAUAUCGGCGUCAGUGCAACACAAGGUGCUACCUCAGGACGAUUCCAGUACCAUUGUGGAGCCUCAGACAUCCUUAUGUAGGAUUUAGUAAGUCGUGUGACCACAAAUUGAAGGUUUACUCCGCUGUUUGUGCUCUGAACGGGCAUCGGUGGAGACUCCAGGAAUCCGCUGAAGAGUGCCCCACUAUUUCAGCUUCUAGAUGGGUGAAUCAGGCUCACGCCGUUCCACACUUGUUUCCCGCCUGCCAAUUUUCCGCCGCAGCAACAGUAAGAGACAGGAGUCUCUUCCUUCCUCUCCAUCCUCAGGUGGAGUGGGGAAUGGCGUCCACACCUCCUCGCCUUCCAGCACCAACUCCAGCUCUGGCAGCACUGGGAAACGCCGUAGCCUUUUUCGCACUCCAUCUCUCAGUUUCACAGCUAAACGAAACAGUGAUCCACGUGUCCAACCUAUCAACCUAAACCUCACUCCUCCCCUGUCACAGAGCACUGACGCAAAUGGAAAUAACCAGCAGACAAUAACAACGUCAGUGUCCACAGGGUUCAGUGAUAGUAGUGGGGGACGCCCAAAAUCACGCCACUCAUUUGGGUUUGGCAGCCACAGGCAAAAGAAAAUAACACGCUCUCAGACUGAGGACUUUGACAAGGCUUCCUCAUCUUCCUCCACAACCAAUCGAAAUGUGUUCAUCAACUGCAUCAGUGGGUCAGGGGCCAAUGAAGGUGACGACUCCGGGUUCCUCGAUGACUACAGUGGUGGCAGUAAUAAUAACAAACGGUCAUCACGCCAGAAAAAGCAACUGCUGCCCAAGUCUUUCUCGGCACACCACCGCUUCUCCCGCACAUCUGAUCACCACAGACCUCCAGAAGUGAAUCUGGAACCUCCAAGUUCUACCACCAUCACCCCAGGAGCAGGAGGACUCACCCCAGGGUCAUGGCCUGGUGAACUGCUAGUUGCCGGUGGUGAGAGCUCCCUCCAGUCCCCUAUGAUAUCAGAGGAUCGAACCACCGCCAUCACCCCUUCGGAGUUUAUUCCCAUCACAGAGGACUCUGUAUCUGAGGUGGAUGUGCUGCCAACUCCCAGCCCUGCUUCCGGUGUAGCCCCAGGACCUGCCUCUGUGCCUGGGCCUGCUACUGACAAUACUCCCCCUGACCCACCACCUGCUCCAGAGAACUUCAGCGUGGCCGUCUCUACCUCCCAGGUUUUCUUCACUCCAGCCCAGUCGGGUGCUGAAAAACCAUUACUCCCUGAUACCAGCACAGCCAACAACACAGACUAUGAGACUGCCAUUUCCCUCUCAGAGCCAGAGACAGCUGUGCCCUGCCUACCUCUGCAGGAACAAUCACUGGAGGAGAGGAAGGAGAGGGAGGAGGAAAGAAAGGAAGCGAGAAAAGAGGUGUCAGCUGAUGAAAGGAAGGAGCUGGUCCAGGAGAGGAAGACAGGAUACCACACAGAGACCACGAGUGAGAGCGAGGCAUGUGUGGUACGCAGUGAGGGUUGUCACUCUAACCCCGAGCAGUCGGAGAGGAGGCCAAGAAACACGCUCUCUGUUCAAGAAAGAGGAAGCUUCUGUGGCUGCCAUGAACCCAGGUCCUCUCACUUCCGGAAACCACAUGCAGCUUCUCUUUGUAGCAGUGUCAGCCCCUACCAUGAGGUGAUGCGGAUGGAAAGGCGUCUGCGCUCUUCGUCUGAGGGGGCUGGUGGGCCUCGUAUCCAUGGUAACCACAGAGAGGCCCCGGGCUUGGAGGGAUGUGGUUUGCUUAAACACAGAAACAACUCCUCAUCAUCUAAACUGGGAAGUCUGGAUGUUUUAAAUAACCUAGGUUCCUCAGAAUUGGAUGAAGAUGAUCUUAUGUUAGACCUGGACCUCUCUGAUGAUCAGCGACAUCGACAUGUGUCCAGAGAAGACUCCAGCCAGUCCCUCGCCUCCUGUCUCAACCUGCUCCCUUCACCUUUGGAUGCAACUGGAGAUCGCAUUGCAGGGAAAGAAAGCAAUUCAAGGGAACCCAACCGUCCGACCAGCCUCCUGCCUGCCGACUGGAGCACAGGACUGUUUUUAGGGAGGGAAGAUGACCCCCUACCUCCAGGCCUUGAGACCCUUCCACUCAGACUGAUGCAACAGGACUGCACUGCUGUCAAAACCCUGCUUUUAAGACUGAGACGGACACUGCAGGAGAGCACAGAGACAAGUCCAGCCAGCAGCCUCCAGUCUCUACCCAUUAGCCCUUGCAGCGAAAAGUCUCUUCCAUUUAAGGAUCCCAGUAGAGAAGAAGCGUUGUUGCAACAGCUGAGGGAGAAAGAUGAGCUGAUUCUCAGACUCCAGAGUGAACUGGAGAGUGCCAAGGCUGCCCUGAAGAUGAAAGACUGCCAAAUGACUGACCGCACAACACAGACAGAACAUGUGGGGCAAGAGACCAAUCAUCCAGGCCGGUGGUCAGGACUAGGCAACAGCAGCAGCCUGGCUCCAAGGGACCGAAGGGUAGUGCGGGGUUUGGGGCCAGCACUAGGAGGGGACCUCUCUAACCAGCACCUCCCCCACCACCACCUGCAUGGUCGGCCCACUGCUUCUGAGCGACACGCUGCCAGGGAGGAGCGCCACUGCCAGGGGGUCUUGGCACAAUCCACAGUCCGUAACCCUUCUCUAGGCUCCUCUAACCUGUCCUCUGCCACUUCUGCGUCAUCAGCCCAAGGCUCCUCCACUACAUCUGCCCAGCUUCAAGUUUCACACCCGGGCCUUAGUCCAAAUCAAUAUCCAGGCUCCGUUGUGGUGGCUGCUAAUCACACUCCAGUUCCAUCUCUGUCCUCCAAGCAGCCAGAAGGGGUGUCUUCCUCGUCUGAGUCCUUAACUCCAGGAGGAGGUGCAGCGAGUCAGUCAGGUGGGGUAAGGAGAGGAGGAGGAGAUCACCAUCCCCAGAGUCAUAUCCCUCGUGCAGUUGGGGCCAGCGCUUCUUCAAGCCUCCACAGCGUCGCGAGCAGAGGAAGCCCCUCUCCGAGCAUCUCAUCGUCCGACCAGGCCUCCCCUCCACCUCCUACUCCGUCCUCAGCCUCCUCUUCUUCCUCCUCAUCCUCCACAUUUACCGGCCGUUUAGGACAACCACCUCGAGGCCCUCUCUCUCUGCAUAGCUACAGUCGUAAAAACGUCUUCCUCCAACAUUCCCUACAUACUGCCGAACUGCAAGCUCUGACGCAGAGAGACAGUUGAGGGCAAACAAACAUUCACACCAUUCCAACCACUAGCAGCCCUUUCAUCAACUCUAGUGACAACAUGCGUGGCUUUAAAGAAAAAGUGCUGCUCCUUCUGUAAAAGUUGCUCAUGUUUCGCUGCCCGCGCCCUCCAAAUCAUCAACUACAUGCGCUUACAAUCACACUUGCUUCUCUUUGCAAUCCAGGCCAGCCUUUUGGUGACAUUUUGUUCAUAGAGUUGCUCACUUAAACACACGCUCAUAUGCUAGCGCGCGCACAUGCACAUAUCAGGCUGCCAGUGUGAAAAAAGGCACUCACCCGUCUAUCAGAACUCCCACGUUGUGUCAUGCUGACAGUUUAGAUGUGCUUACGCCCACAGAUGCACAAAGUGCACCCAGACUCACAACCUCAUAUCCAUGUACAUACACAAAAGCAGGCAGGCACAUUUAAAGACACUCUGACACAAAGACGCCAUCUGUGAUAACUCUCCGCUUCAACAUCUGCACAAAUAACAGGGUGUUGUAACUUAAUGAAGAGAUGAGGUGUGUGCAUUGUUACAGAUUACUUUUAUACCCAUUUAUUUGACCAUUUUUGCCAGUGAAAACCAUUUGCUGCUUAAGGAACUGGCCAUAAUUUACGCUUGUAAGGAUAUAGUUGCUCUCACAUUGCCAAAUCCUACAUCGGAUCAAAUCCUCCUUCCUUGAUGAUCCACUAACAGAGGUCCAGAUGAGGAAGAAUUUAGAUAAACAUCCACAGCUACUAUCCUUUUACUGCAUGCUUUUUAAAAUUUAGGAAAAACAUACAGCUGAACAUUUUGUACUGCAACAAAACUGGGGUUCGGGUGACUUUUAAAGUCUUUUCAUAAUAAUGUCUCAACUUUCAUCUCAGUGUUACAGGAAGGGAACCCAACAUGUUCAGAUAAUCGCCAAGAUAUUAUCCUGUUUGUAUGGUGUUUUGACUUAAUAGUAGACCACUGUUCUUUGUAGAAAUACGAUGUUGCAAUAUUACCCUCAUCAUAUAAAAGAAUUCAUGUCUACCUGCAAUGUUAGAAUAGUACAGUGCAGUUGAAAUGAAGAGUUUCAUUCUAAAAUGGGAUAUUUGACACAUAUAUACGCUGACAGAAUCAAAACAUUUCAGAAAGUGAGUUUGAACCGAGCAACAUUUUCAGUUUGGCAAACUUAGAAUGAUGUUUUUGCCCGAAAUGGGGAAAAAAUUAUCACAUUUUGGAACGAAUCCUUUUGAAUCUUUGUUAGGGCUGAGUGUUGAUCUGGGAUAUCUACUGGUGCUUUGCUAAAUGGCAGUGUCGAUAUCCAUUUUUAGGUUUCAAAAAGAAACAUUUCUGAAAUAAUGGCAUUGCAGUUGACAGACAUGUUUUCUGUUACAAGUUUACUGAAGCAGUCAAUUCAGUAGAGUCUGAUUCAGUUUAGAAAAGCUAAUGAUAGAAAAAGUUUUGCACAGACAGUUGUUUAUCAAGGAAACAGAAAAAUAUCAUUUUAUAAACCAUCCUAUAGGUAAAAAAGUUUUUCCACUGAUACCCAGUCCUUAUAUGCUAGCUUUCUUUUAUCUUCCUGGUCUCAGAUGUUGGUUACAUUUUUUAAAACUGAUCUAACGAGAUGUCUGUCGGUAUAAUAAGGCUAGCAAUUACGUUGGUUUGGACACUGGCAGAUACCUUUUGAGUGAAAUUUACAUUAAGUGUAACUGCCAUGACCCGCCGAGUCUUACAUUAUUCACACUUUUGGUACAAAACGUGUCACAAUUUAAUAAGUCAGAAAACCCACCUCUUUUACAACUGGGCUGCAUAACAACUUGUUCAAUCUGCCACUGCUGAAUAAAUUUGCUCUGUUGAACUGACAAGACUAUUGAACAAUCCCAUCUUUCCCCACAGGCUUUAGGGUAAACAAAUAUUACAUUGUCUGCCGGGAGGUGGGAGUCUGCCCUGCUGCUGAAUACAGGCGAGUAGUUCACAGUUCCCAGUGUCUACAGGCCAUGUUAGAUUUUGAAAAAGUUGUUGACCUUGCCUGUCCCUAAAUGGCACCUGGCUCCAAGGCGCUUGUGUAAACCAUGUGUGUGUUGUAAUGCACACCUCAUGAGGCAAAGACCUGGCAGAGGUGAAGAAAAGCCUGGAGGAAGGCGGCUCUGUUCCCAAGCUGGUGUCUGCUUUGCUUCGACACCGCUCCCUCUCUUUUAGUUUCCCCCUUUUCAUCCAUCGUCUCCUCCGUCUCUGUUUGUCUCCACCCAUUUUUCUUAUUUUUUUCAUGUAUACACUCUACUUACUCUCCCUCUGCAGUACAUUUGCCUCCCUGUGUCCCCCAGCAUCAUUCUCCACAGCAUGCAAACUGUAGCUGCUUUUGUUCCUCUCCUCUUUUUUUCACCCGCUAUCUUCCUUUUGCGCCUCCUCCUUCCCUCCUCUAUCAUCUCCCAGGUCUCUCCUUGCUCUCUAUCUCUCUCCUCUGCCUAGCCUACUUACCCAGAGCUUUUAUUGUCAUUCAGUGUAUAUGUUACAGACUCUGUUGCAGUGGCUCUCAGUUCUGGCCAUUGGGACCUGCAGUGCUGCUGAUUUUCAUUCCAGCUUUCUAAUCAGGGAGUAAUUUUACACCUGGUAAAUGCAAUUAACUACCUAGUAGGAUAGACGGGCAGCAGUAAUGUGGGUCCCGAGGACUUGGACUGAAAGCUGCAGCUGUACUGUGCAGUAAACAUUCCCUGCUUGGUUUGUCUACAGGUGGAGGGCAGCAAUGCUUUGUUGCUGCUAACCUCUUAAGAAAUGCUGUUUGCAUCCCUCAUCGAUGCAUGCAUCAUAGUGUAGUUGACACGGUGUGAAAUGCUGUAUGAGGCUAUUUAACCCUGUUUGCAUUGCCCACUCAGAUUUUGUUUUUUUCACCAUGCUUGAUACCGCUGUACUCAUUUCAGCCGUGUCCGAAUUGGGAAGCAUUACCGCAGAGGCAGGCUGUUGGUUUUGUUACAUGUCAUGACAGGAAGAGGCCACGUCUGAGCUGGCAGUUCAAAAUGUGGCAUACAAGUCUUGUACAAAGACAUUUUUAACUUCAAAAUUGAAAACUGAUAGAGACUUUCACUGCUGGGAAACAAGGCACACCUCAUAAACCUCAAUUCUUCAUUUUUUCUGAACAGCAUGUUGCGCUUUUAAGACACUACAUUCCACUUGUUGGGAGGUUAUUUAUUGUUUUUUGCCUUAUUUAUAUUUAUUGUCACAGGAACAGUUUCCUGAAAAGCGUCUUGGCACUAAUGAAUAAAGAUAAUAGUCGUGGUAAUAAUCAUGAUGGAGAUAACAAUAAUAGUAAUCAUGUUAUUGUUAUGAUUUUAUUGAAUCACAGAUUGUAUGCUGUCGUAGCUCUUUAAGGUUAUUUGUGUAUUUCUUUUUCUUUCCUUUCGAAUUGCUGUAAUAAUUAAAAUAUAUAAUUGUACAUAAAUUAUUGAUUCAUUGAUAUUAAUAUUGGUUCAUGGACAGUUUGAGUUCACAUAAAUGGCGAUUAAAUUAGGGUUCACAUAUGUUGGUAGUUGCCACAAAGGAGUUUAAAACACAACAAGAUUGUUUUCAUUGACGUGUCAAGUGCAGUCAGAGGUCUGAGCUAUUACCAAAGAGUUUCAGGCUACAGUUACACAUCAGAAAAUAAAUUUGACAAAAGUAAUAGAUGCCAUGUUAAAUUUUACUUGCUAAAGCCUGUUCACUCGUUCAUAGAUGUGUUUGAUUGGUGAUUCAUCGGUUUCCUUUCUUUGAAAUCCCUCCUUUGCGCUCUGGCUGUUCUUGCUUGAGAUGACUUUGAAAGACAUGACUUUGCAAACUUCUGUGUCUGAAAAGUGGAUGAUGAUAAUCUUUUAAAGCUGCUUUUUGCUGUUCAGGUUGACAUCUACGUCUAAGUAUAUAAAGCUAUUGGGUACACUCAUACUGUGAAGCCAGUUAGCCUAUGAAUUCAUUCAACCUAAUCCACCCACACAAAUUUGGAGGAACAAAAAGAACUCUGUCUUCAUAGAGUUGUUUUCCAAUUUGCGUGGGCCUUCUAAUUUUAUCUCUUUGACAACAACUUUUUUGAAUGGGCUAAUCUAUGGUUGAAUAUCCUUGCAGUGUAUGUUUACCCAAAGUAUUUCUCUUUAGUCUUUGUCCAGCACAGUUUUUGUCACUGUCAUAAUUGUUUGUUCACAUGAGCAAUGUUUUAUCAAAAGAUUUUUUGUCCACUGUGUCCUUAUUGCUAAUAUUUAAUACAAUUAAAAUUGAUGAAAACAUUCA
Amphiprion ocellaris (clown anemonefish) is the source of this 7464-nucleotide messenger RNA. It is a transcript of the gene ccser1, whose product is annotated as coiled-coil serine-rich protein 1. The record is from RefSeq and is a predicted model, not a curated record. NCBI's taxonomy places the organism in Eukaryota, Metazoa, Chordata, Actinopteri, Pomacentridae. The transcript has 11 exons. The coding region runs from base 247 to 3243 and encodes 998 amino acids.